Molecule: messenger RNA, 2589 nt
Organism: Ramularia collo-cygni
Lineage: Eukaryota; Fungi; Ascomycota; Dothideomycetes; Mycosphaerellales; Mycosphaerellaceae
Product: related to Bacillus licheniformis esterase
Exons: 4
Coding region: 1-2589 (862 amino acids)
Molecular function (GO): triacylglycerol lipase activity
Source: RefSeq, a predicted model, not a curated record
AUGAUGGACGCCACCGCAACAACUCGGCCUGCGAGCCGCCGGGCACUUGCUGACCUUCAAUACAAUUCCAUCAUUGCAGACCAGGCAACUUCCUCUGAUGAGGAAUCUCCAGGCUCGCGCGAAAUUCGCGGGGAGCAGGCCCGAACUGCGAUAGGCGUUUCAAUUGGACGGGAGCAGACCAGAUUUACCUCGCCCAAUACGCCCGCAAAUGAGAAGGCCGCAGCUAUAGAAAGGGAAGGCGGUUUCUUCGGAACGGUGCUUGAUGGCACAGCUGAAGGCUUUCCCGAGACUGUAGAUGAUGAUGACGAUGAAGAAGAUGAGCGCGAAUCUGCCCAGCGAAACCAGGUGGGCUCAUCGAGCAGACCAGGCGCGAGGAUACCUUCUCCAUGGCGCGUUCCAGAUCCCAGGCAAUUCGGUACCCAGCGAUCCAGCAAAACUAAAUCCAUAUUGCAUGCUGGCUUCUUCGGCCGGAAGCGCUCCUGGUCGGGUCCAGAUUCGUGGUUAUCUUCCUUGCCAAAAGGUUUCACUUUUUCGUCCUCUCGUGAACAGUCCAAAGAAGUUCGAAAAGUUUCGAGUUCACCCAGACGAUCCACUCUAUACACUGAAUCGCGAACUUCACCUCAAGAUGCGAGCGAGCCCGAGUCUUUCAAGCAGAGCGAGGAGGCACGGGCAGCCGUGGGGACUCUGCCCACGAACUACCAUCUCCAACGCAUCAAAUCGGGCACGACGAGGCCACCACAGCUUCGAAGGUCUACCUCCGACAACUCACUCGUCACGCAGCGAACGCUUUCGAUGGUAUCUUCUUUGGGCGAUGAUACUCGCUUCGAGCACAUCUCGGAACAGGUAAACAGUAGAUUCAAAGCGAUAAAGGACAGUCUACAGGACUCGAAGAUUAAUCUACCCAGCAUGCCUUCCAUAUCGAGCUUCAGCGUCUCUAGCUUUACACCCGACUUUAUGAACCGUGAACGUUCAAACUCGUUAUUCGCAAGGCCAUUGAACAGCGAGUCAUCCGACAGUUUACCUCAUCGAACACGGAAUCCUCAGAAACCUGUCGAUCCCCUGACAAGACAGCCCUACUCGUCUGCGAAAGCAGCCAUGUCAGAGAGCUGGGACAAAUCAAGCAUCGAGCAUCCACAUUUCAGCCAAGCACUAGAACAGCUCGAGGGCGACGUUGUGAUACUGGGAGGAUAUCGAGGUUCAAUUUUGAGAUCAGCAGAGCCGCCGCAUCGUCAAUUAUGGGUUCCAAUCAAAGUCGGAUUGAACCUUCGCAAGGUAGAUCUCGAGUUGGCAAUCGAUGAAGAUGGUGAUGAGCGUGCGACCGAGACCGUAAUCCCCGGUGGUAUGCUGAGUCACAUAGGACCAAUUGACAUCUCACGGAGGCUUUUUAAGCGUCUUCGAUCAUGUGAGAAUGCUCGUUCCGGGAAGCUCAGAGUGCACGACUACGGAUACGAUUGGCGUCUUCACCCUGCCCAUCUGAGCGCACAAUUGCUCAAAUUUCUUCAAACACUACCAAGCAAUCAGCCCGGCGUGGCCAAUUCUGGACGUGGAGCAACGGUUCUCGCGCACUCGCUUGGUGGUUUGAUCACUCGUCACGCGGUGAAUCAACGUCCAGAACUCUUUCGAGGCGUGGUAUACGCCGGAGUGCCAACUACAUGUGUAAACAUUCUCGGGCCGUUGCGUAAUGGCGAUGAAGUCCUCAUGAGCUCCCGUGUCCUCACAGCACAGGUCAAUUUCACCAUACGGACCUCUUUCGCACUUCUUCCUCUCGACGGAAGAUGUUUCUUUGACAAAACAACAAAGGAAGAGUAUCCUGUGGACUUCUUCGACCCGCAGACAUGGAUUGACAAUCGCUUGUCGCCUUGCGUUGGCAGACCGCUGCCACCACUUUCUCCGCCACCGAAGCCUACGGGAAUUUCUGGCUAUGUCAAUUCGGUCACCAGUGCAUUCCCAAGCUUCUCUCUUCCUCGUCGAAAGAGCGUCUCUAGCCCGAGGAUUCCAGGCGACCUAUCAAAAACCACUGCUGUUGGAGGUGUAGAAGCGCCGGACACGAUGGGAUCCAACGCGAAAAGUAGCGAUGUUGCCAUGGCAAGUGGGAACAUAGCCACGGAUACUGAUCCGAACGAUGCCGAUGAUGAGGAACAUCAACCUGCUUCGGUGCGCACAGCCGUAACUCUUCCUCGGGAAGAAGCCAUCGCGUACCUCACCAGAACACUGGCCACGGUUAAGAAAUUCAAGGAGGAGUUGUUCUUCGAUCCGAAACACGACGCUGCGAACCUUUAUCCGCCAAUCGCGGUAAUAUACGGGAAAGAUACUCCGACUGUGUUUGGUGCUAAGAUCGAUGGUAGAGAGGGUAUGAAGCAUGCAGAUUCGUACGACGAACUAGCAUUUGCUAGCGGUGACGGUGUCGUCCUGGCAAAGGCAGCAAUGGCUCCGGAGGGUUACAAAGUAGCAAAAGGUGGUGUCGUAAGCUCUGAAAGAGGACAUGUGACCCUUUUGGGCGACAUGGAAGCUGUAGGGAAAUGCUUGAAUGCCAUCAUCAAGGCCAGAAGAAGAGGUGUUGGUGUAGGAUCAGAAGAUGUUGGUAGAUGA